ACCAUCGCCCCCACAUAUCGCAGACAGCUUUCGGGGAUAUUGGCAUGCCUGGUGGAAAUAAAUAUAUAUAUAUAUUUUUAAACCGAGGCCUCAACACAUUCAUACCUACACUCACCUCACUUUAAGUAUAUGCAAAGGCUUAUGCCGAACUGAAACGGGUCACAAAUGGGCUUUUUAUUGGCCCAAAGAGUCAUUUUUCGGCGCUAACAUUAGCUAACUUUAGCUUGCUAACGUAAACAAUAUUUUUCAGCUAUAAACCAGCUGAACGGAAACAUGAAGCGUACGGGGAGGAGACGGAGCUCUGUGUGGGACUGCUUUGAACAAGUGGGGAACUUCGUCCGUUGCAUGAAAUGCGACGCUACACUGAAGUACUGCGGCGGAGCCACCAGCACCAUGAUGAGCCACAUGAGCAGGCACCAUCCGUCCACAGCACCGCUGGACGAAGACGAGAAACCGGUGAUUUGUACCGUUCAGUGCAUCGAGGAGGACAGCACCGCUAACUCGGACAUCAUGCAGGUUGCUAUCAUGUCACCCAACAUAAACAUGAUGACUACCAACCCCCCUGAGCGUGACUACGGAGAGAGGAAGCGCCUGAAGCGGAGCUCUGUGUGGGACAUUUUCAUCAAAGUGGACGACGAGGUUCACUGCACGAUGUGCGACACAAAGCUGAAAUACAGGAGCAGCACCACCAGCAUGAUGUACCACAUCAAAAACAAGCACCCAGACACUAUGCCCAAUGAUGGCGUGUCAGUAGCAACACAUGCAGAGGUGACUGAACUCAUCUCCAGGAUGAUAGAGAAGGACAUGCUUCCCAUCAGCGUGAUUAGUGGUGAUGGUUUCCGUGAGCUACUUGCAUACACUGUGCAUAAUUAUAAAAUGCCAUCUGCUGUCGACAUUACACGCCUUAUAGAAGGCCAUUUCCACGAGAAGGUGGACGAGCUUCUAGUGCAGCUGGGUAGAGUGGAGAAAGUGGCUCUCACUGCUGACUUCUGGACAGCCCUCCCAUUUCAGAGGUACAUUACAAUUUCCUGUUCAUUCAUAACAGAGGACUGGCAGGGGAGGUCAGCUGUGCUGCAGACACACAAGCUAUCAUCAAACAGCCAAGCUACUACAGACAGUGUCACAGAGCGGCUUUUUAACACUGUACAGUCCUGGGGUAUUGCUGGGAAAGUGACUGCAUGUGUUCAUAACAACACACAGGGCAUUUUGUCAGCCCAUGUGUGUGCCAGUGUCACCUGGGACUAUGCCACUUGCUUUGCCUCUACAUUGCAGCUAGCAGUCAGUAAUGGGCUGAGUGAGGAUCUGGUCCGCAUCAUAGUUGCUGCAGGGAAACUUGUCAAGCACUUCAAUCACAACUUGCUGGCAAGUGAGGCCUUGGAGCAGAAGCAAGUUCAAAUGUGCCUGCCACAGCACAAGCUUAUCCAAUCGAGCAAAGCAAGAUGGGACACCAUCUGCGAUAUGUUUGAACGGUUACUUGAGCAACGGUGGGCAAUUAAAGCAGUGCUCUCUGAUCGCACAAUCACCAACAGACAGGAGGCCCAGAUCCUUGAGAUUGAAGAUGAUUGCUGGCAAAUAAUUGACAAUUUCACACCUGUGCUAGCAACUCUGAAAUGGGCAACAACAGUCAUAUCGGCUGAGACAGAAGUGUCUAUUUCAAACAUCUACCCGAUCACUUUCAGCCUCAUUCAGACCCAUCUUGUACCAAAAGAAAAUGAUGUUGAACAAGUGUCUGACUUCAAGCUGAAAGUUCAGAAGUCACUUAGAAAUCACAUGGAGGUUGACUCUAAUGGCCUCGCCUCCAAACCAGCUCUGAUUGCCUCUAUGCUGGACCCUCGACACAAACAUCUCAGCUUCCUGACGCCUACAGGGAGACUGGCUGCAAAGGUUAAACUGCACGAACUAGUUUCAAAAUUAGACGUGAUAACGACUACUGUGGGCCUAAAGGAUGAACAGCAGGAGAUCCUGGUUACACCUGAUAUUAGCCAGGUGGCUAUGCCCUCACAGCUGAGAAGUGACACCAAAAAUACCAUGAUGUUGCUCCUGGGAGACAACUACAGUUCCUCCUAUGCCACAGACUCUGAGGCUCAGGUAGAUUACUACUUGAGAGACAUUGCUCCCUCAUUGGACAUAAACCCUCUGGACUGGUGGAGGGUAAAUGGACCAAGAUUCCCCAAACUGGCCACUCUGGCGAGACACUAUUUGUGUGUACCUGGGGUAUCACUGCCAUCUUUGUUGUCAGAAGCUGGGCAAACCUUUGCAACUAUGCGUACACGAAUAAGCCCAGAGCAUGUUGACAUGAUGAUCUUUGUAAACAGAAAUGCAUAACUUGCAUAAUUGCCUAUAACAAUAAUGGAGAAAGGUUACUUGCCUUGAUGUUACAAGAGUAUGGGGAGAUUGUAGGUAUUCUCCCACUGUUUAUAUGUUGGUGCGAACAACGCUACACACACUUAUUUUUGGUCAACAAAAGGUUAGACAUUUUUCCCCUCAACAGUUGCUGUGAGCUGAGCUGCAGUCAAAUACUUAACUCUUCCCAAAUAUAGUUCCCAACAUUAGAAAUGCCUCAUCGCCUCACUUGACUUGAUGGCUGACACUUGGCAUUAAACAUAAAAAAAUCAUGGCAAACACAAGCAUCUAGUACAGUCUGCUAAUGGUGUAACCUUUUACCUUAACAAAAAGGUAUUAGGUUUUGUACAUAAUUGUUAAGAACACAUAUUUUAAAUGGAUUUCUUUACAAUAGUCUACAAAUCAGGAUAAAACAGCAUACUGAGUCUUUGUAUUAACAAUACAGCUAGAAACUCAGGGACCAAACUAACCACUGUAUUAUUAACAGUAUCAAUGUGAUGCCUGCUGUGUCUCGCAGUAUACGCAAAGAUAAAAUACAUACAGCUCUAGCAGGUGUGUAAUGAUCUGUCUGGGGACCAGUCGUUUUUGGCACAUGCUCUCUCCAUCCCACAGCACAGCCUCAGUGAUGGCACCGUCCUGGAAGCGACGCAGCUCGGAGCGAGAACCCCACAGCUGACGAAACUCAGCCGCCUUGCAGAAGAACGCCAUUGUUGUUAAUAAUGAAUCAUAACACAAGCAUGAAAACACAUAAAUGAUAAAGACACAAAUCUAAAAAAACAAAUAAAGAAGAAAAGACAGAUUUUCAAUAAGUGCAAAUGCUAGCCAUAUCAAAAAUAAAAGUGAGUCAUGUCCAUAAAUACUACAUUUGAUUAGAAUAUUACAAUAGUAAUGCAUUCUUAAAAAUAUUUACAACCAUAUGACAUUUAGCGUGUAUGAACAUUUUCAUCUAAAGUCUUUACAAAUCAAAUGCACUGUAUGGUAAGUGCAGUGAGUAGACACUUACAUUCAAAUGUGCUCCUUUGUAGCAUUUUUGAUUUGUAGAUGAAAGUAAAAUGACCUUGUGUCUUCAACCCAGAUGGGAAAAUAAGAACUAAAACACUACACACAUGCACAGAAAAGAGAGACGUGAGGUUACCUUCGGGCUGUCUGCAGGUGGGCCUCUUUCAAGGACACAGGCUGCCAGCUCUGGCCUUAAGAGCAAACCGAAGGAGAGGGGCGGUUGGGUUUUGUGUUUUGGGGCUUCACUCUCCACCGACCACUGUGAUGAAACAAAAAUGAAGUUG
Cottoperca gobio is the source of this 3626-nucleotide messenger RNA. Its product is annotated as zinc finger BED domain-containing protein 1-like. Gene Ontology annotation, molecular function: DNA binding; protein dimerization activity. Bases 274 to 2325 code for a protein of 683 amino acids. The record is from RefSeq and is a predicted model, not a curated record. Lineage: Eukaryota; Metazoa; Chordata; Actinopteri; Perciformes; Bovichtidae. The transcript is spliced from 2 exons.